AUGGAUUCCCUCAUUGCAGCAAACACCAAAUUUUGCUUGGAUCUUUUCCAAGAGAUCAGCAAAAAUGACGGUCAUAAAAACAUCUUCUUCUGUCCUCUGAGCCUCUCAGCUGCCCUUGGCAUGGUCCGUCUGGGGGCCAGAAGUGACAGUGCGCAUCAGAUCGACCAGGUACUACACUUCAAUGAAUUGUCUCGGGAUCAAAGCGAAAAACCUGAUCCCUGUCUGAAAAACAAACAACAAGAAGUGCUGGCUGACAGCUCUGUAAAAGGGCGGAAGAAAACGACUGAGCAUCUGACUCCGCAGGAGGGGUCUUCGAAGGAUAAGAGCGAACUUCUCAGUUGCUACUUCGGGCAGCUUCUCUCCAAAUUAGAUCGGAUCAAAGCUGAUUACACCAUGAGUAUUGCUAACAGGCUUUAUGGAGAGCAGGAAUUUCCAAUCUGUCCGGAAUACAUAGAUGACGUGGUUAGGUUCUACCACACGACGAUUGAAAGUGUUGAUUUCCAGAAAGACACUGAAAAGUCCAGACAAGAAAUUAACUUCUGGGUUGAAUCUCAAUCCCAAGGUAAAAUCAAGGAGCUCUUCAGCAAGGACGCCAUUGACAGUGGGACCGUGCUGGUGCUGGUGAAUGCUGUUUACUUCAAGGCCAAAUGGGAGAAAUAUUUCGAACAUGAAAACACAGUUGAUGCACCUUUCUCUCUAAAUGAGAAUGAAAAGAAGACCGUGAAGAUGAUGAAUCAAGAGGGUCUGUUUAGAAUUGGCUUCAUAGGGGAGCUGAAGGCACAGAUCCUUGAAAUGCCAUACACCCGAGGGAAGCUCAGCAUGUUUGUCCUGCUGCCAUCUUGCUCUGCUGAUAACUUGAAGGGCCUGGAGGAGCUUGAAAGGAAUAUCACCUAUGAAAAAAUAAUGGCCUGGAGCAGCUCAGAAAAUAUGUCAGAAGAAAGAGUAGCCAUCUCCUUCCCCAAGUUCACCCUGGAAGACAGCUACAAUCUCAAUCCUAUUCUACAAGACAUGGGCAUCAUAGAUAUCUUCGAUGAAAAGGCCGAUCUUACUGGAAUCUCUCCAAAUCCCAAUUUGUACCUGUCAAAAGUUGUCCAUAAAACCUACGUGGAGGUAGAUGAAAAUGGCACCCAGGCCGCCGGAGCCAGUGGGGCUGUCGGCACCACAUUGUCUGCACCAUCUUGGGUGACAUUUAAUGUCGAUCACCCAUUUCUCUUUUUCAUCAGACACAACAAAACCCAAACCAUUCUCUUCUAUGGCAGGGUCUGCUCUCCUUGA
Messenger RNA from Pteropus alecto (black flying fox), 1275 nucleotides. RefSeq names its product serpin family B member 12 (gene SERPINB12). Bases 1 to 1275 code for a protein of 424 amino acids. The transcript is spliced from 7 exons. Gene Ontology annotation, molecular function: serine-type endopeptidase inhibitor activity. The record is from RefSeq and is a predicted model, not a curated record. Gene Ontology annotation, biological process: negative regulation of endopeptidase activity. Lineage: Eukaryota; Metazoa; Chordata; Mammalia; Chiroptera; Pteropodidae.